Sus scrofa (pig) is the source of this 6322-nucleotide messenger RNA. Lineage: Eukaryota; Metazoa; Chordata; Mammalia; Artiodactyla; Suidae. The record is from RefSeq and is a predicted model, not a curated record.
CAUAUGAAAAUGUCACCUCCUCAGAGGAAAGAGACUGAGGGUGGGGCCAAAAACUAGAACUUUGAACUCUUCCUGCCUCCGUCCCUUCAACUCCCAGAGGGUGUGAUGAGUGCUGGAGGCAGCUUUGACCUCACCAAGACUGGCAGGGAUCCCCACCUCCUUACACAGGCUCCAAGGACAAUGAUUUUCAAACUCUGUAAGCAAACUUAAAAAAAAAGCCAAAAUCCUAAGACUGUCACAUGUACAAUGAAUGAAAGGCUUUUGUUUAUAGAAAUAUGCUUAAGUUGAAAUGUAUAAUAAACACAGUAAAUAAAGCAGUUUUGAGUAACCCAGAAAUUUGAGAUGGAGAGCUAAUAGAUGACUGAUAGGUCUUUUUCCUAUAACAUGUAGAUAGGUAAUUGCAAAUGGUAUUUUUUUUAACAGUUCUCCUUCCAGUCAAGUGAUAUUGGUCAGUUAAAGAGAAGAGAUAGAAGGCUUAUUAUGCCAAAUCUGCCCCAAAUGUACAGACAAGCGUGUAUUUGUUCUCAUGUUAACAGGGUUAUCAAUGCCGGGAAGAGCACACACAACGAAGACCAAGCCAGCUGCGAGGUGCUCACUGUGAAGAAGAAAGCGGGGGCCAUCACCUCCACCCCAAACAGGAACUCGGCUAAGAGACGGUCCUCCCUUCCCAACGGGGAGGGGCUACAGCUGAAGGAGAACUCGGAAUCUGAAGGCAUUUCCUGCCACUACUGGUCACUGUUUGACGGACACGCGGGGUCCGGGGCAGCCGUGGUGGCGUCCCGCCUGCUUCAGCACCACGUCACGGAGCAGCUGCAGGACAUCGUGGAGAUCCUCAAGAACUCGGCUGUGCUGCCGCCCACCUGCCUGGGCGAGGAGCCGGACCACACGCCUGCCAACAGCCGGACUCUGACGCGGGCAGCCUCGCUUCGCGGUGGGGUGGGCGCCCCCGGCUCCCCUGGCACCCCGCCCACGCGCUUCUUCACCGAGAAGAAGAUCCCGCACGAGUGCCUGGUCAUCGGCGCCCUUGAAAGUGCGUUCAAGGAAAUGGACCUACAAAUCGAACGCGAGAGGAGUUUAUAUAAUAUCUCUGGUGGCUGCACAGCGCUGAUUGUGGUCUGUCUUUUGGGGAAGCUGUAUGUGGCAAAUGCUGGGGACAGCAGGGCCAUCAUCGUCAGAAACGGAGAGAUCAUCCCCAUGUCUUCGGAAUUCACCCCUGAGACUGAGCGCCAGAGGCUUCAGUACCUGGCAUUCAUGCAGCCUCACUUGCUGGGGAAUGAGUUCACACAUUUGGAGUUUCCAAGGAGAGUACAGAGAAAGGAACUUGGAAAGAAGAUGCUCUACAGGGAUUUUAAUAUGACAGGCUGGGCAUACAAAACCAUUGAGGAUGAUGACUUGAAGUUUCCCCUUAUAUACGGAGAAGGCAAGAAGGCCCGAGUCAUGGCAACUAUUGGAGUGACCAGGGGACUUGGGGACCAUGACCUGAAGGUGCAUGACUCCAACAUCUACAUAAAACCAUUCCUGUCUUCAGCUCCAGAGGUAAGAGUCUAUGAUCUCUCCAAAUAUGAGCAUGGAGCAGAUGAUGUGCUGAUCUUGGCCACUGAUGGACUCUGGGAUGUUUUAUCAAAUGAAGAAGUGGCAGAAGCAAUCACUCAGUUUCUUCCUAACUGUGACCCAGAUGAUCCUCACAGGUACACACUGGCAGCUCAGGACCUGGUGAUGCGAGCCCGGGGCGUCCUGAAGGACAGAGGAUGGCGGAUAUCCAAUGACCGACUGGGCUCAGGAGACGACAUUUCUGUCUAUGUCAUUCCUUUAAUACAUGGAAACAAACUGUCAUGAAAACAGCCCAGGGCUUGGGGAGGACUGAAGGGGAGAAAGCUGGGGUGCCUGUGGGCAGGGCGGGGCUGGGAUGGACGUGCCCCAGCAGAGUUCCAGGGGAUGCCAGCUCUUCCCAGCCCAGGUCGGGAGCUUGCUGCUGAAAGGCCUCUGGCUGAGCUUCAAGAGGACCCUUGGGUUUCAGUUUCCUCUUUAGUCACAGGUCUGGAUUCUCAACAAGAGCAAAACACAAAGGCUGCUACUGAGUGUUAGGUUUCUGUUGGUUCCUCUCAUGGGCCUCCUAGGUGGCUCUCGCCCAUUUGGAGGCACAUACACCAUAUUUAUUUUAUCCAGAGUAGCUGGGGUGGCCAUUUUCGGGUGCAACUGGCAGAAGACUCUUCAGCCUGCCAAGCUGCCACCUUCUCCACGGGUUACAAGUGCUGCAUUGGAAAGUUUGGGGAUCAUGCCUCGGAAAGUGUAAGCACCCAUCUUCUAGUAAGCCUGAGAUUUAUUUCAGGGAACACUAUCUCUGUGUGGGUGUGUAUAUGUGUGUCUUUAUUCUUUUUUGGUGACAGUGGGGGGCGGCAGGGAUUUUUUUUCUCUUUUGCUGUUCUUUGAAUCGUAAUUGUUUCCCUCCGAUAGAACAAGCCGGGGACUUUCCAAGCCCUGGCCGCGGAAUCUGUGUGUCAGACUCCAGCCCUGCCGGUCCGGUCCCGUAUCCUGUAGCCCAUACCACCCAGGCAGCCAUCUGGAGCGGUGCCCUGGGUGACGGAGCUCAGUCUUUGUUAUGUAACAGCUCAUUCCUGAGUUGCAAUCAAUGUGUUUUUGUGACUAUGUGGGUGUUUCUUGGGACCACCAGUUCCUCUGUCGUCUACAAGGGUCCCUCUGGCGUGGCUUGCAGUUUCUCUGGAGAGUCGGGCUUUUCAUUUCCAGAAUGGUUGGCCCUCCCCGCACUGUGCCACUGGGACACACCCAAAGCAGUGUCAAAUUGAGCAAUCUAGGGUGUUCCUUGUAUCGGUCAGUUCACUGCACCUCAUUUGAGGACCAUUCCUCCACCUGGAUCCAGGUUCCCUGGGCCGUGAGGUGACUGUCCCCAAGCCCACUCCAAGGAAGGUGUACAGUAGCAGAGUCCUGUCAAGAAGCAGCAGUCUGAGCCUCCCCUUCAUAUCUGGCCCAGGCCCACUCAGAACGGCCGUUUGAUAAGAGUGAAUUUAUCAGCCAGGUGGUUGACAGUCAUUCUCAAGCUGUGCACCCUGCCCUGUUCCUUCUUCCCAGAAUCAUGUCCCAACCAGCCUGUCCCCGCAGGUGCUCCACCUCUGGCUGUUCCUCACCAGAGCAGGGCUACCGCUGCUUCUCUGCCCAGAGGAAUCGCAAAAUAGAUUUCUAGAAACCACUUCUUGGGCAGAUGGCUUCCCAGCACUGCGGGACUUGGUAGAGCAGUGUCCAGUGACCGAGGGCUCUUCCUACAGGCCUCCUGUGGUAUCAUCACCAUCUUGACCACUUUUUAUAAUAAAAACAUUCUUCUCACCCGAUAAAGGAAAAGGUCAAGGGUGCCAUUCCCCCAGAAGGCUGGAGAGCCAAUUCCACUUCUCAUGUUUGUUUGAAUCCCUUCCCCAGAGGGGAGGGCAGGAACCUUUCCUCUGUGCAGUUAAUCACCUGUAUUUGCAUUCCUGGAAUGUAAAUAUUCUCUCAGGAAUGGCCUGGAGCUUUCCUGCUUAGGAAUGCAUUCAUCCCACAGUGUGGAAACAAUACCUGGUCGGGCAGGUGAGGUACCUGGGAUUCACCCACCCAAGUGUUUGCUGCAGUGUUGCCUGGGAAGAACUGGCUCCAGUGUCAGGAAUCCUCAUCAUCUGCCAGCCUGUCUCCCCAAGGAGAGGAGUCUGGGGUAAACAAUUUGCUCCUCUGGCAGAACAUGAUGCUAUGGGGAAACAUGCAGGCAUCCAACAACAGUGCGGUCCACUUCCGGCGUGGACUCUCCAAACCAGGUAUAAAUUCAGAAACUUGAGCAAGUUUUCUGUGGAGGACUCUGAGCCACCUUCUUUGAGAAGCUGUCCUCCCAGGCCAUCACCUCUUCCCCGAGUUGCCAUUGCCUUUCAUUUCCUUUAUUUUCUGGGCUUCUAUCUGGGUCCUACCUUGAGUCUCUCUUGUCUUAUUCAAGGCACAAGUGUCAGAGUUUAGAUGUGCAUAUCCUGUAGAUGUCAUGACAACCUUCCACUCAAUUGUCCAUUUCCUGCCAAGGCACGUCUCAGGAAAUACUCUGGAACCCCUUUAUUCCGUUUUUCUGAAAGUCUUGAGCAUUUGGUCCUACUGGAUUUAGUUAGAAAGGUAUAUGGGAAUUCUUUCCCUAAGCCCCCUCGGGUAGAAAGAUCUUAGGAGUGAGCUGAAGCCAUGCGUCUGUUUGGGAAGCCACAAAGGAGGUGACUAAAUCAAAUGUGGAAAAAAAUAAUUUGUUAAUGCCCGUGGCAGGUCUGUCCAACGCUGAUAUUGCUCUGUGAAUUGAGCUUGCUCCGUUUUAGCCUUAUUUUUCACCCAGGCCCCAUGUCAUCUGAUCCCAGAGCAGUAACUGUGUCUAUGUAACGAUCGGCCCACGGAGAAUUCCUGGAAGGGUCAAAAGGCCACAUACUUAAAAUUCUGCAGAACUUAUUUCUACAUGGUUCUGACAUCUUGAGUAUCUGAUUUAUAAUCAAGUCUCCUGGCCCCAGUAGCCUCAGAGGAUGUCUUCUUUAAUAAAAAGCUUCCAAUUUCCUAGUCAGGUGUUCAUGGUUGUCUGGGGGUCGGGGUGGAGGUGAGGGGUGGCCACUUCCUUUAAUGAAAGUCUCUCUCAAUUCUAAAUCUCUUUGUUGGGCUGGCCUCUGGUCUUCAGAAUGUUUGGUGACACUCUUUUCCUUAAAGAGAGCAAACUCUGUGGCAUUUUGUUGGGCAACAACCAGACCUUUGCUCUCCCAACACCUGAAAUCAGAGCAGUGCCAGCAGCCAGAAAACCGGAGGGGGUGUUCUCCUGCGGUCACGCUUGCCAACUUCUGUUCUUGGGGAAGGAACAGAGCUGUGAGAAGCGGGCUAGGCCAAGUGCUCAGCUGUCUAAUAGGACAAAGCCCUCAAAGUGGGAAUUGGUUAUUUUCCACCGUUUACAGCUUGGGGGAAUCUGGGGUGUUGAAUUGUUUCGUCUCUGACGGUUUACCUCCAUGGGGGCUGCAUAAAGUCAGCUGCGCUCACUCUUUUUACUAGUAUUCAUUUACUCCUUGGGACGCAUCACAGCUGUCAGUAGUAUUGUUGGGCAGGGAUGAGAGUCCCGUGUCUAGAUUUGGCCUCAGAUCUUGGCCACUGGGGCGGGGUGUUCGGUGGACCAAGAGCACUAGCAGGGAAACACUGGGAGGCGGGGGCGGGGCGGGGGAAGAACUCCCACAUCUUUAAGACUCUGGUCUAACCUCCCUCCUCAUCUGCCAACCAACUUUAUUUACAAGGCCAUGAAUGGUCAGUGGUUUUCUUUCCACCACAGUCUGAGGAUCUUACCUUUCCUUAAGUGACCCAGAGCAGCUGUACUGUGUUUAGAUGGAACAUGUUAAGCUUUUAUGAGAUUCUAUUUUUGGUAAGUUCAUGUUCCUGGGACACUUGGAGAAAGCAGUGAGAGCCACUGUCUGUGCCAAAACCCACCAGGCUGACCCUCAAACGUAGCAGAUCUAGGAAAAGAGUGAAAUAGUAUCUGGCCGCUGGACAGGACUUUACAUUAGGAACUUAGACUUUUGAGGACAUGGCAAUGGCAGAGACACAUCACAGCCGGCACACCAUAGCCCCCCGAGUGUACUCUGGUUCUGUAUGGGUGACGUGGCUUAGGUGUGUGCACACGGGGAUUUUUCAAAGGACACUACAUGAGCAGCCCCACUUGCCUCUUGUGUAAGCGCCGUGGUGGCUCUUUGUAAGAUUCAAGUGCCAGUCCAGGGAGCACUAUUUCUACUCCAUGAUGUGAUUUGUGUAAAUAGCUUUAAUUUUGCCUGUGUGUCUUAGGUGAAGUUUUGUUUAUGUACCAACCAGGUAGACAGUGACCAAAUGAGGCUGUAAUUGUGUUGUUUUCUGCUGUGAUGUACUUGAAGAAGAAUCUUGUGUCCUCCACUCCUCCAAUCUUCCAUAGUUUUUAGUGUUUGUUUGGGGAGUCCUGGGGUUACUCUUUUACUCCUAUUUUGCCUCCAUUUUCCUUGUUUCUUCUGGAAAUCCAGAGAGGCCCAGAGUGGAGAUCAUUUGUAAGGAAUGUAUUACUGUCUGGGUUUCCAAAAAAGAUCCUACAUUAUAGCGAAUGAAAGGAAUCUUCCUGAAAACGGUUUUGGAACCAUUUAUGCUCUGUGAUUGUGAAACCCUGACUUUUGUAACCCAGAAAUGAAAACUGUUUAGUAAAGGGGAUCUAUUUUGUGUGUUUUGAAACUUCGGUGCAAUGUUCCCUGGAAAAAGUUGAAGAAAUGUAUAUGCUCAAUGCCAUUUUAAAAUAAAAUAUUAUAUAUAUGUAUAUAGGACCCCUUUA